UGCCCGGAGCCGCCCGCCGCCUCGCAGCCGCCCGGGGGAGCCCUGCCGCCGCCCGACAGGAGAAAAAAGAAAGAUAUUUUGGAGAUCCCAUCAAUUCCAAAUCCUUUUCCUGAACUGUGUUGCUCUCCAUUUGCAUCAGUUUUGUCAGCCAGCCUGUUGCCCAAGGCAACUUCAAGAAAAAAACAGGUAAUUAAAGUGUAUAGUGAAGAUGAUACUGGCAGAGCUUUGGAAGUACCAAGUGAUAUAACAGCCAGGGAUGUAUGUCAGCUGUUGAUACUGAAGAACCACCAUAUUGAUGACCACAGCUGGACUCUGUUUGAACAACUUAAUCACACAGGUUUAGGAAGAGCUAUAGAGGACCAUGAAUUAGUGAUGGAAGUCCAAUCAAACUGGGGAAUGGAAGAGGAAAACAGACUGUAUUUUAGAAAAUACUAUGCCAAAUAUGAGUUUUUUAAGAAUCCAGUGGGCUUUUUUCCAGAUCAUAUGAUGUCUUUUUCAGAUGAGACCAAUGCAGCUAUAAGCCACUCUGGGAUAUUACAGAUGUUUCUAAACUCCAGCACAUAUCCUGAAAUUCAUGGUUAUUUGCAUGCAAAGGAGCAGGGAAAAAAGUCAUGGAAAAAGCUGUACUUUCUUUUGCGAAGAUCUGGUCUUUAUUUUUCCACUAAAGGUACAUCAAAGGAACCAAGGCAUCUGCAGUUUUUCUGUGAAUUCAGCAAUAGUGAUAUGUACAUGUCUCUGACAGGCAAAAAGAUAUCUGGAGCACCAACAAACUAUGGAUUCUGCUUUAAGCCUAACAAAUCAGGAGGAACCAGAGACCUUAAACAGCUUUGUGCAGAUGAUGAGCAAAGUAGGACAUAUUGGACGACAGCAGUUAGGUUGCUUAAGUAUGGGAUGCAGCUGUAUCAGAAUUACAUGCAACAUUAUCAAGGUAGUGGUUGCAGCCCUUGGAAUAUGACACCUAUGAGAAGUAUUUCAGAAAAUUCAUUAGUAGCAAUGGAUUUCUCAGGACACAGAAGCAGAAUUAUAGAAAAUCCAACAGAAGCCCUUUCAGUUGCUGUUGAAGAAGGAUUAGCAUGGAGGAGAAGAGGGUGUCUGCGGCUCAAUUCACAUGGUAGCCCUACUGCCAUACCUAACAUAGCUAUACACAGAUCUCAGUCAUGGUUUCAUCAUAAAAUCUCUAGAGAUGAAGCUCAAAGACUUAUUUUGCAGCAUGGACUUGUAGAUGGGGUAUUCCUGGUACGUGAUAGUCAAAGUAACCCCAAAUCAUUUGUAUUGUCAUUGAGUCAUGGAUUAAAAGUAAAGCAUUUUCAAAUUGUACCAUUGGAAGAUGAUGGGAAGCUAUUCUAUACCCUUGAUGGUCAUACCAGAUUUACUGAUCUCAUCCAGCUAGUAGAGUUCUACCAACUUAAUAAAGGAGUUCUGCCUUGCAAGCUAAAACACUACUGUGCGCGAAUUGCUGUUUAACCAAAGCAUCUAUUGUUUCAUCAGAGGGAAAGGAAGAUGCUAGAAUACUUUCCCCUCCUCAAGGCAAUUUCUGUCGUAAAAAGGGAAAAAGCAGUACAUUGAAAAGAUUCUAAAUUUCAGCUGCAAAAAUAAUUUAUAUGCUCCAUAGAUUAAGUACUUUGCAUUGUGAUUGUCACUGUGUUUUCUUUUUUUUUUUUUAAGAAACAUUAUUUUGUAUGUAAUUAUUUAGUGUUGUCUUGGACUUCUUUUCAUCUGAAAACUUUUUUUUUAAUAAUAAUACUGUGUAACUUCAUCUACAAAAAUAAACUGAAGGGAAGUUCUAUGUUCUUAGCUUUAAAAUGAAUUAGUUGCCUUUUCAAAUGUUUGUCAUUUCUAUUCAUCAGAUGGAAGAACAACUUUUACUUUGGUGAGAAUUAGAAGCUAAAGUGUGCAUUUUAUUUGUAAAUAAAAUGAAAAAGUAUUUUGCACUAUAUUUUUAAAUGCUACUUUGAGGAUUACCAUAUAUUAAAGUGAAAAUAAUUAAAAGUACUUAUAACUGAUAAGCUGUAUUGAGUUGUGCUACUACUACUGUAAUAUUUUAAAGGAUUUUUUUUCUAAUUUAAUGAUUGUAUCUAUACCUUUAUACAGACCUGGAGUGUUGUUACUUGGCUAUGAGAUGUGUAAACAUGCAUAAUAUAUCACGUAGUGCAUAACAUGGUUUAAUGUACACCUAGACACGCACACUUUCUCUGUUUGCUUAAAACCUUUUUAGAGUGUAUCCACAGUCAGUUCUUGGCUUAUUUUCUUAAUUUAUGACAGAAUAACAAGCUUAAAUAUAGCUACCAAUCACCAAGUCUUUAAAGAUUACUGAAUAGCUAAAAUCCCAACUAAAGAAAGCUAUUAAGGUAGAGCAAAUUGAAUUUUGGACCACAGCAUUAGAAAUAGCUUUAGUAUCUGUAUGUUAAGAGAGGUGGUACUCUUACAUUUUUGAACAGAGCCCGGAGGAGUGGAGCUUAGAUGGAAAGAGGAGUCCCUGCGUUAAUGCUUUGCUGCCCAGGAGGUCUGAUUUUGUUCUGAGGGUUCAGGACCCGGCCCUGGGGAGCUUCACUGUGGGUAGAGGCCGUGUGGUGCCUGGAGCCGGACCACCUCCCUGAAUCCAGCCCCCGUUCCCCGUACUUUCUCGCUGGAGUCCCUGGCCACCAGGCGUAUGCGCCGUUCUGCUGCAGGAGUAGUGGAGAGAGGAAGCAAAGGAGCUGGGUGAGGGGCAGUGCGAGGGAGCCGAGGCGCUGCGGAGCCCGUGCGCGCCAGCCCACCAGGCCGCGCAGAGCAAAGCGCCGCAGCACAGUUGCGGAGUGGUGGUAACUGCAGCCUGUCCAUUUGGUAUCGUGUGCUGCUGGAAGGCAAUCACAGUAGCAUAAUACUGUGAUACUUAAUUUACUAACUUCACCCACACAUCACUGACCUUCUCCUCUAGUAUGCAAAUACAGUUUUUAAAGCUCAUUAAAAAAAGCAGCUCUUCAUAACAUGUACCAAAGAUGCAGCAUAUGCGGUGCCUGAGCUCAUUACAUUAGAAAUGUAAAACUCCUGACUGUCUAAUAAAUUUAACACUUAAACCUUGAAAAUAAUUUCAAAUUGUAAUAAUAAUAAAAAAGUAGAAUUAAUUAAAACCUCUCCAGAUCUAGUCAAACAGCUUGACUACUUUUGAGGCCUAGUAUUAUUUCAGAGAUUGGUAUAGAAUAAGGAGAAAUUUCUCCUCUGCAUCCAUAUUUUUUGACUGUCAUUGCAACAGACAACUUGUUUAAUGUGUCAGUUGCAUUUUUGCUUUGAUAUGUUACAACUUUGCCAUCAUUUCUAUUUAUAUUUAUUUUUUUGCCAGCACACUUGAUAGGAAAGUUAACUGCCUCAGUAAGUACCUUUUCACCUUUAGAUCUGUUGGAGUGAGAAUACAUGGAUUAUGUCACCCAGUGGAGAGACAUAAGCAGCCUUUGCUGGCUAGUGAAACUGGAAAACAAAACAACUAAACCCCACGCAGUGUUUAAUGAGCAUCUGAAAGUGUUUAACUGACAAGUAUUUAAAGCAUCCUUACUCUGUAAAAUGUUGCUUCUUUCAUUUUAUCAGGUUUUUUAAUUAAAAAUCUAAAUUGAAAUCUUGCUGAGAAUGCAAUUGAUAUCAGAAUUUUCCUUUUUUACAACUCUGCAUAACUUUCCAAUGUACAAUUGUUCACGACUAUGCAAUAAAAAGCAAAACAAUAAAAAUAAA
Messenger RNA from Rhea pennata, 3702 nucleotides. RefSeq names its product growth factor receptor bound protein 14 (gene GRB14). The transcript has 14 exons. The record is from RefSeq and is a predicted model, not a curated record. NCBI's taxonomy places the organism in Eukaryota, Metazoa, Chordata, Aves, Rheiformes, Rheidae. Gene Ontology annotation, cellular component: cytoplasm; plasma membrane. The annotation marks the transcript as partial. Gene Ontology annotation, biological process: insulin receptor signaling pathway; negative regulation of insulin receptor signaling pathway.